GCUAAAGGUCAUAUAUACCUUUUCACCUAAUUAGUUGAAAGAUUCUUACAAAAGGUAUAUAUGAACAAUCCAACUAGGAUAAAAAUGAGAUAUAUGCUCAAUUUAGCUUAUGAUAGAGGUUGACACACCAAACCAAUGAUCUUUUUCGUGUUCUAUUGAUCAGAAUCAUCCAACAGCGCCACGCCAGUAGAAAGAGUCUUGUUGUUGGUGACUCGGUACGUAGUUUUGAGUGUGCAAAGAGUUUUUUGGAUUGAUUGUAAUUUGUUUUAUUGAGGGAAUGAAUAUUGGUGAAAUGCUUAAGAAGUUGGAGAAAUAUCUACCAAUGAAGAAAGUAGGUGGAGAAAAUUUGUCCAAGAGCAAAUCAUGGCAUGGGAGAAGCACAAGUACAAUAGCUCCAGAAGGGUGUUUUUGGGUUUAUGUUGGGCCAAAUAAAGAGAAGUUUGUUAUAAAAACAAAGUAUGCAAACCAUCCAUUAUUCAAGAAAUUGCUUGAAGAUGCUGAAAAAGAGUAUGGUUAUAGUUAUAGCCAAGGCCCAAUUUUGUUGCCUUGUGAUGUUGAUUACUUCUAUUUAGUGUUGGCUGAUAUGGUCAAUAACAAAGAGAUGGAUGAUUCAAUAGGGUGUGGAUCAUGUAGUCCAUUAUUUAGUCCUAGUAGGCGUUUGGGUAAUAGCCAAAUGGCCAAGGGUUAUGGUUCUUAUAAGAGUCUCACUCCACCAAGAUCGUUCAAACGCCUCAACUCUUUCAAUUGCGCGUGAUAAGUAUGUUAAUAGAGGCACCCAAAAAUGUCGAUGAAUGAAGCAAGUGAAAAUUAUAUAAUAUAAAAGAUCAAGGUUCACAUCUCAGCAAAAACAAAAAUAUAGUCAUGGUACGUGUAAGCUGAUCUGAAUGACCGCGUAUUAUAAAUAAAAAAAGUAUGUCCAUAGCAUAUUUACCUAAUUAGAAGUUGAUUUAUUUUUUAAAAAAAAUAUGUUUCUUUUAAAGGUAUGUGGAGUUUGUAGGCUGCACUUAUAGUUAUACACGUGU
Solanum tuberosum (potato) is the source of this 1022-nucleotide messenger RNA. RefSeq lists its product as uncharacterized. The transcript has a single exon. The record is from RefSeq and is a predicted model, not a curated record. NCBI's taxonomy places the organism in Eukaryota, Viridiplantae, Streptophyta, Magnoliopsida, Solanales, Solanaceae. Gene Ontology annotation, biological process: response to auxin. The coding region runs from base 278 to 754 and encodes 158 amino acids.